GGCUUCAACUGUCAAAUACUCGCUCCACUGGGGCACGUCCAUCUGCUCCUCUUUUAUUAAAUUCCUGGUGUUUAGGGACCAAUGGAGAAAGCAGCCAGGUCAUACACACACCCCUUCGCUCGGUACUUCACACACAUAGUUGCGCUCGGGAGCGCACACACACACACACUCACGCACAAGCACACCCCGCUGGAGGCUGUAGAACAUAAAGUGCCAUAUAAGGGCAUGCUGAUGAUGUAAUGCUCCAUAGGCUGCGAGCGUGCGGCGAGCGUAUCUCUUAUUGUUUGGCUCCUCCGCUGGAAUGUCCACUUCGAGGGAUCCGAGAGACACGGGCGCGCGGCAUCAGGGCCAGCUUUGACCUGCGGGGCUGUACGAAGGCGUGCUGCAGACUCAAACUGCUGAUUGAUCAGGAGAAAGCAUAUCAGGAGAGGAAGGAAGAAGAGAACAACAAGAAAAUCAGCAACCUAAAACAGGAGCUAACGAAGCUGAAGUCUUUCACGUUGCUUGUCGUGGACGAACAGCAGCGUCUGACGGAGCAGUUGGGCCAACAGAGCGCAAAGGUCCAGGAGCUGAGCACCACUGCUGAACAGGCACACGAACAGCUACGCUCUGCCCUUGCCAGGAGCCAGGAGGAGGAGCACAAGGUGUUCCGUCUGGAGGCGGAGCUGCGUGACCAAGCCUGCCGCUUCCACCAGGAGCAGGAGGCCAUGACUGCAAAACUGACCAACGAGGAUGCCCAAAACCGGCAGCUCCGACAAAAACUAGCUACUUUGAGCCGACAGCUAGAUGAGCUGGAAGAGACCAAUAAGACCCUUCGGAGAGCUGAGGAAGAGCUUCAGGACCUCCGGGACAAGAUCAACCGCGGCGAGUGUGGGAAUUCUAGCCUGAUGUCAGAGGUGGAGGAACUGCGCAAAAGAGUGCUAGAGAUGGAGGGGAAGGAUGAGGAGCUGAUCAAGAUGGAAGACCAAUGCCGGGACCUCCACAAAAAACUGGAGAAGGAGUCGAGCCAGGCUCGCAGCCUCAGAGCAGAAGUUGAAAAGCUAAAUCGCAGGAUAAUGGAGCUAGAGAAGCUAGAAGACGCAUUCAGCAAGAGCAAACAGGAGUGCUGCUUGCUCAAAUGCAACCUGGAGAAAGAGAGGAGUGUGACAAAACACCUAUCGAACGAGCUAGACUCCCUGAAAGUAAGGAUCAGAGAACUGGAAGCCAUUGAGGGUCAGCUGGGGAAGACAGAACUCACACUGAAGGAGGACCUCACCAAGCUCAAGACACUGACUGUUAUGCUGGUGGACGAGAGGAAAACAAUGGCUGAGAAGCUCAAGCAAAUGGAGGACAAGCUCCACAACAGUACAGGUAAACUGCAGGCCGAACAGGACAAAGUGACAUCGGUGACUGAAAAACUUAUUGAGGAAAGCAAAAAAGCGUUAAAGUCCAAAGCAGAGCUUGAGGAGAAAAUGUACAGCACCACCAAAGAGAGAGAUGAUCUUAAGGCCAAGCUGAAAGCCGAAGAGGAGCAGAACAGUGACCUGCAAUCCAAAGUCAGCAUGAUGAAGAAGAGGCUGCAGUCACUGGAAGCUGUGGAGAGGGAGUUCCUCAAGAACAAAGCAAAGGAGGAGAACAGCAAAGUGCCAGCUGUAAACCGCUUUCACCAAGAAGACAAUAAAGUGAAAGACCUCACACAGGAAGUAGAGAGACUCAGGCGAAAACUUAAAGAGAUGAAGGUGGUUGAGGACGACCUGCUAAAAACUGAGGACGAAUUUGAGUCUCUGGAAAAAAGAUAUUCCAACGAACAAGAACGCAUAAAGGCUCUAACGGAAGAACUAGAGAUAUCAAAGAAGGAACUCUCAAAAUACCAGCUGGCAGAAAAGGCAGAGUCCAACCAGGAGCACAUACUUUAUAAGCGACUAAAAGAGGAAGAGGCUAAGUCCAGCCAUCUGAGCAGAGAGGUGGAAGCUCUGAAAGAGAAGGUCCACGAAUACAUGACCACAGAGGACUCCAUCUGUCGUAUGAAAUCAGAACAUGCCUUGCUGCAGAGAAAAUUCACACAGCAAGAAGUGAGGAACAAAGAACUAGCAAGGGAGAUGGAAAACCUGACCAGAGAGCUGGAGAGAUACCGUCGCUUCAGCAAAAGCCUCAGACCGGGAAUGAACGGCAGGCGCUUUUCGGACUUGCACGUCUCCACGAAGGAGGUUCAGACAGACCCAGUGGACAGUCAGCCCCCUGCUUACAAAUCUCUGGCUCCCUUGGAAAGGGCAGUGGUGAACGGGAAACUUUAUGAGGAAAGCGAUCCAGAAGAUGACCCCAAUUACAAUACUGAGCUUCCCGUCAGUAAACGCAGCCCUUCUCUCAUCAGCAAUGCAAAUAACAUCAAUAACAACAUCCGGAGAUCCAGAGUCCCUUUCGCUAAGUGCAAGGAGAGCCUACAAGUGAACGGGAAAGUGAUACCCAGACAGAAUGGGAAUCACAUUCAGCAGGGAGAUGUGGUAGUGACUCAUUCAGCAGGGCAGCCCCUGCACAUCAAGGUGACCCCAGACCAUGGGCAAAAUACAGCCAUGCUGGAGAUUACCAGCCCCACAACAGAAAAUGCCCAUUCUUAUACCAGCACGGCAGUCAUUCCUACCAGUGGCGGCACACCGAAACAAAGGAUCACCAUCAUCCAGAAUGCAGCCAUCUCCCCACCUUCCAAAACCAAAGGAUCAUCUUCAUCAGAUGGAUUCUGUUCUCCUGACCGUGCCAUCUCCCCCCUCACGAUGACCACCUACACCAGAACUACCACUCCAGACUCUUCCGGGUCCAUAUCAGCAGACAGGGCCAUGUCGCCGAUCCAGAUAGUUUCCGUCACAACUGGCACUCCGGAGCGGUCCUUAUCAGCAGAGCCAGUGGAGAUCGUAGGAGGGCACGCAGUCUUCCGGGUCACGCCAGAGAGACAGAACAGCUGGCAGCUGCAGAGAUCUAACAGUUCUGGCUCCAGCGUCAUCACCACAGAGGACAAUAAAAUCCACAUCCAUUUAGGAAGCCCCUACAUUCAGGCCAUAAACAGCACAUCCAGACCCAUAAGUCCGAGCUUCUCCCCCAGCCAGGAGCACAGAACUCCAGUAUUAACCAAUGGUGUCCCUGCUAAAGGCGGAAACAAAGUUAAAAGUAGCAUCACUAUUACGCCCACCACCUCCCCAAUUCCGAGACCAUCACAAAUUACCGUAAGUAACCUUUAUGAAUGACCCAUCCCCAGUUGAAAACCCUCCCCCAAAACUGAACCUCCGCCAUCCCGUGCCCGACUUCCAGUCGAUCCCACCCAGCCUGCUCCUUGUUUUUAAGUAACACCCUAACAUCUUCCUCCAUCCACCCUGACCAUGCCUCAAGAAUCCUGCAAAAGCACUUCCUUUUUGUUGCCGUUACUGUUUGUGAUGUAUGUGUGCAUGCAGUUUAACUAUUACAAAAACAAGGCAAACAUAUAAAAGCACUAUCAAUUUUAUGUUCUCUCCCAGGUAAACUCACAUGUGCACUUACUGUAUAUGCUCAAGCAACCAUGUACCAAAAUUAUUCACCGAUGUACUGUUUUUUUUGUUACACAAGUAGGAUCUUGUUAAUAAGCAUUUUCUUUUUCUAUGGAUUGAAAUAAGUAAAAGUUGGAAUAUGUAUUAUUUUCAUUACUCUUGUCUGACAUUUUUUGUUAGAAUCUUUAGUUUUAAAUGUGUUACAAUGCAGUGUGCCCGAUCUAUAUUUUCCUAC
Molecule: messenger RNA, 3726 nt
Organism: Scleropages formosus (Asian bonytongue)
Lineage: Eukaryota; Metazoa; Chordata; Actinopteri; Osteoglossiformes; Osteoglossidae
Gene: filip1l
Product: filamin A interacting protein 1-like
Exons: 2
Coding region: 240-3215 (991 amino acids)
Source: RefSeq, a predicted model, not a curated record